GAUAAGGUAAUGACAGUCAUUAACGGUUAGAUGACUGGCAAGUCCUGAAAGUCCAACUUGAGAUAAAAUUGCAAAGCCAAACUGGGGGGGGGUUUGUGUUUGGCAUGGAGAUAACAAGGACUCUCCUCCCUUCCUCCUCUUGCUCUAGUCUCCACCUCCGCACUCCGCUCCUCCAUUUUCACGUCUCGCCUUCGCACCCACAGUCGUUACCCCAGGAUGUCCUUCAGUCUCAGACCUCACUGCCCAUUCCAUCUCGCACCCGCUUCCGGAAACCUCUCGCCGCCUCCGAUGGCACCACUUCCGCAACUAAGGUUGCUGUGGAUGAUCCCUCUCUUGCUGUGAAGAAGAAGGCAAUGGAUGUAUCACCAGAACUCAAAGGAACUACCAUAUUCCUUGUGGGCAUGAAGAGCUCCAUAAAGACCAGUUUGGGGAAAUUCCUCGCCAACUUGUUACGAUACUAUUACUUUGACAGUGAUAGUUUGGUUGAGGAAGCUGCUGGCACUCAAUCUGCCACCAAAUCUUUAAGGGAGACUGACAAGAGUGGUUUCCAGGAGUCCGAGACUGAAGUGUUGAAGCAAUUAUCAUCCAUGGGUCGGUUAGUGGUCUGUGCUGGAGAUGGUGCAACUCAGAGUUCAACAAAUCUGGCUCUUUUAAGACAUGGGAUCACGAUAUGGAUUGAUGUACCUUUAGACAUUGUGGCCAGGGGUGUGGUCGAAGAUCAAACUCAGCUCUCUGCAUACGAUCUAUCUACUUCCGUAUCCUAUCCAGAGGUUUUGACUCACCUAAGUACUUCAUAUGAAGAGUUGAGAGGUGGAUAUGCAAUAGCUGAUGCAACCGUAUCUCUUCAGCAAGUAGCAGGUAAGUUAGGUUAUGAUGAAAUCGACGAUGUAACCACCGAAGACAUGGCUUUGGAGGUUCUCAAGGAGGUAGAGAAAUUGACCAGAGUGAAAAAGAUGAUGGAAGCAGCAGCAAGACCUUUUUAACAUUCCAUACCUCAUAAGGUGGCACUGCAGGCUAUGCCAAAAAAAGAAGAAGGUGGCACUGGCAGGCAUUUUCAUUAUGAGUAACUAGAUUGAGAUUGUGGUGUAUGAUGACAUUAAAGGUUGUUAAUUUGUUAAAAAAGAAAAAACCAUCUAUGCUCUAGCCUGUAACUUUCUUUGUUAAUUUUAUCUGUUGCUUUAGUA
Messenger RNA from Rosa chinensis, 1184 nucleotides. RefSeq names its product probable inactive shikimate kinase like 1, chloroplastic. The record is from RefSeq and is a predicted model, not a curated record. The coding region runs from base 105 to 983 and encodes 292 amino acids. Gene Ontology annotation, cellular component: chloroplast. The transcript has 10 exons. NCBI's taxonomy places the organism in Eukaryota, Viridiplantae, Streptophyta, Magnoliopsida, Rosales, Rosaceae.